AUUUUUAUUUAUUAUUAUUUUUUUUGUUUUAACCAUUCAUCAAUUCGUACUUCUUCAUCCUUUUAUUUUGGCAACGUACAUACCCUUUUUAAAUUACAUAUAAGCAUAUAAUAGUACAAAAGAAAAACCUUCACAAUCACUCUUCUGUUCCUCACGUUUUUCAGUCCUAAACUGCACACCCACAUUAAUCUCAUAAUAUAAUUUAGUUUCUCAUGUUUUUGGAGUUAAUAUAUUUGCAAAUCUUAGGUACCCAGAUGGUAAUAUUGGGUUUUGAAGCAUUUUUCUGAGCAGACAUUUGGUGUUACGGUUGACGAAUACAAUUUUCUUCUGUUCCUCCUGUUUUUUAGUUAAUUUAUUUUAAAAUCUUCAUCACCCAAAUAGUGACUUUGGGUUUUGAACAAUUUUUCGAGUACCCAUUUAGUGAUUUAGCUGUUAAAUAAAAUCGUUUUUGAGUUUUCAUGGGAAUCAAGCCUGGUGUUGCUAGCCAAAAAGGGAAGGAAUUGAGCGAGGUACCCCAAGAAACAACGACGAAUAGCAGCGCGUCUUCACGCAGGAACCGCCGACGUAAUAGGAAAGCGUCGCCGGUUCAGACUCUUUAUCAUACCUGUAAGGAAGUAUUUGCCACAGGAGGGAAUGGUUUUAUUCCUCCACCCAAUGACGUUGAACGCUUGCGCUCCAUUUUGGAUAUCUUGAAAGCAGAAGAUGUUGGGUUGAGCCCAAGUUUGCCAUAUUUUCGAAUAAUGAGGAGUGGACGACCAGUGAUAACAUACCUGCACCUCUAUGAAUGUGAAAAGUUUUCGAUUGGAAUAUUCUGCUUGCCGCCAUCUGGUGUACUACCGCUUCAUAAUCAUCCAGGAAUGACUGUUUUCAGUAAAAUUCUAUUUGGGACCAUGCAUAUCAAAUCAUUUGACUGGGCAGAAGACUUACCUUGCAGCACUGUUACUUUAGAAAAUGCACCUGAGGCUGAGGCUCGGUUGGCAAAGCUGAAAGUGAAUGCGGACUUUGUUGCUCCUUGCAACACUUCCAUCCUUUAUCCGGCUGCCGGUGGGAAUAUGCACUGUUUUACAGCAGUAACAGCUUGUGCUGUUCUUGAUGUUCUGGGCCCACCAUAUUCUGACCCUGAUGGUCGCCACUGUACAUACUAUAGGGAAUAUCCUUUUGACCAUUUCUCAGUUGACGGGAUCUCCAUGCUGGAAAAUGAGAAGGAUAGUUUUGCGUGGCUUCAAGAGAGGGAAAAACCACGCGAGCUUACUGUUAUUGGGGCGCCAUACGUAGGUCCCAAGAUUGUGGAUAGUUGAGCGCUGCGAGGCUGUACACCAUGGCCAGUGUGCUAAAUGUUCCUUUGAAGUUUCUCUUGGGCGCUUGUAGCCUUGUACAUAAAUACUAAAAUCUAAAUACUUCUACUAAAUAGUUCCGGUGAGGAUCGAGAAAGGCAAAAGAGAUAGAAGAAGAUUAUAUUUAGGUUGACACAAUUACAAUUUGCGAAAAAAGCUUAAACACACAGGCCACAGCGUAGCUACAAUCUCGAAAACCCAAAAUGUUGUCAAAGACAAGAGCAGGGAGAAACUUGGUUUUUAUUUUUCUUGUGUUGACAAAGCAUGGAAUAAUUCAUUUCA
Amaranthus tricolor (Joseph's coat) is the source of this 1616-nucleotide messenger RNA. RefSeq names its product plant cysteine oxidase 2. Gene Ontology annotation, molecular function: oxidoreductase activity, acting on single donors with incorporation of molecular oxygen, incorporation of two atoms of oxygen. The record is from RefSeq and is a predicted model, not a curated record. NCBI's taxonomy places the organism in Eukaryota, Viridiplantae, Streptophyta, Magnoliopsida, Caryophyllales, Amaranthaceae.